AUGAGCGUGAACGCAAUAUUCUCGUUGUCUUCCAUGGUCCAGUUCGGCGUCGUCAUGCGUAAGGGAUUUAGCCGGCAAUUUAAUUGCCUGAUGAUUGGUUUCAUCCUAGUGAUAUUCUGCAUCUCUACUGUCUACGCGAAUGUUAAAGGUCAAAAGCAUCAGGGAGCCAAAGUGCAGUUCUUCAAUUUCAACCCAAUAGCUGGAACCUACGACUACGGCUACGUAACGAAUGAAACCGGCCAGUUUCACCACGAGAACCGCGGCUCGGACGGUGUAACCGUCGGAUGUUACGGCUACGUCGAGAACUCCGGCCGGCUUAGAGUCACGCACUACGUCUCAGAUAUUCGCGGCUACCGGGUGGUCCGACCCAGCCGUCCCGUCAAGCUGUAUGUGUCUGCUAGGAAUUCAGACCCCGAAACAUACGACGACGAUCGGGACAGCAUCAUUCGGACUGAGUAUCGACCGUGGAGUAGCUUGUUUUCGGCACGGGGUUGUGAACACUCGCUAUCGCGACCAACGAGACCUGUUACGACAACUACGAGGAGACCGACGCGACCGCAGAUCACGGCACGACCUCCGAUCACGAUCAUUCUGAAUGGAACAAUUACCGGACUUGACGAAGAAAGUCCUCCCCCUAGCGGGAAACCAGAGCAAGACGGUGCUGCUGGAAGUCUCGUGGAGGGUUUGCUGGGAGGAACCGAUCUUGAUCUGGAUUUGAACCUCGAUCAACCUAGUGAAAGCGAUCAGUCGAGCGAUGGAAAUCAACCAGAACAAGAUUUACCCUUGGUUGGUGGAGUGCUUGGAGGAUUACUUGGUGGUGGAUCAUCGGGACAGUCUGGAAAUCCCGAUGAAGGUGGCGAACCCGAUCAGCAAGGUGCCCUCACUCCCGUGGUUGGAGGGCUUGUGGACGGAUUGCUUGGUGGAACGGAUCUUGAGCUAGAUUUGAACUUGGAUCAACCGCAAGAAGGUAGUCAGGAUGGACAAUCCGACACUGCAGAUGAUCAAAUUGAUCAACAGGGAGCUCUGACCCCUGUGGUUGGAGGUCUUGUGGAUGGCCUGCUUGGGGGUACGGAUCUGGAAUUGGAUCUGAAUAUCGAUCAACCAGGCGAAAGUGAGCAACCGAAUCAGGAUGAUACCGUACCUCAAGAUGAUGGAUUAUUGGGAGGACUAUUAGGUGGAGGAUCGUCAGAACAAUCAGAGAAUCCCAGUCAACCAGAUCCACCAGGAAUUCUGACUCCGGUCGUUGGCGGUUUAGUUGAAGGUUUGCUAGGGGGAACAGAUUUGGGUCUUGAUACCAACAUUGGACGAGUUCCCAGCUACUAUUUACCAUAUUUGUAUGAUAUUCCGGAGAAUGUCCCUCGAAUCCCCUGCGGGCAUUUAGAUUGUUCAAAGGAUACCUUUGGAUAUCUGGGUCUAACGCCAACGGUGUAUGUGUCAAAAUCACUAGCGGAGAUGUUGGGACUGACAAACCUUGAAAGCGACUCCAAAAACGGCCAGAAAAUUGUCCCGAUGCAUGUGCUCAGUACGAACGAAGAUGGCAGCUGGAUUGCGGAGAUUGUCGAAAGAACUCACGAAUCUCAGGAAGAGUUUGAUGCUGUAGAUCAAUGAU
Molecule: messenger RNA, 1609 nt
Organism: Culex pipiens pallens (northern house mosquito)
Lineage: Eukaryota; Metazoa; Arthropoda; Insecta; Diptera; Culicidae
Exons: 4
Coding region: 1-1608 (535 amino acids)
Cellular component (GO): chitin-based extracellular matrix
Molecular function (GO): structural constituent of chitin-based larval cuticle
Source: RefSeq, a predicted model, not a curated record